Acyrthosiphon pisum (pea aphid) is the source of this 1008-nucleotide messenger RNA. RefSeq names its product 52 kDa repressor of the inhibitor of the protein kinase-like. NCBI's taxonomy places the organism in Eukaryota, Metazoa, Arthropoda, Insecta, Hemiptera, Aphididae. Bases 539 to 760 code for a protein of 73 amino acids. Gene Ontology annotation, molecular function: protein dimerization activity. The transcript has 2 exons. The record is from RefSeq and is a predicted model, not a curated record.
UUACAAAUAUUAUAUUAUUGACAACAAAAAAUAAUUUACCAAAUAGAUGUUCUACAUAGUAUCUUUGUAAUUUGGUCGUCGUUUAAUGAUUUGUUUCCUAUCAUAUUAUAUACGUCUCCCGGGAUUAGAUAUAUCGCUCACUUGUGCUUCACAACUUGAGUUAAUCUAUAUUAUAUACGCAUUUGGUCUGAUAUCGGAUAUCGGAUAUUGAUUUGUUUUGAUCAUAUAAUAAUUAAAUAUAUAAUAUUAUGAUAUAAUAAUAAUUAUACGCAGUGGCGUAUUUACGGGGGGUGAUAUGGGUGAUAUAUCACCCCCCCAGAGCCUUUUUUAGGAUUUAUUUAAUACAUAAUAAUAUAUACAUUGUAAUAGGUAUUCAGUUUUACUUGUUAUUCAUGACAUUCUUAAAUACAUAUUUUUAGGAUUUGAAUGUAUCUUUGGUAGUUCAAAACAUACUUCUGAAGAUAUUGACCAAUUUAAUCAACUUAUUGAGUUUUAUUCUCCUGUUAUUGAUACAUUAGUGGCAUUGACAGAAUUAAAAAUGUUAAGGAACAAACUCGCAAGCCAAAAUAUAACACUGAAAUCAGCAUUUGAUGCUUUGUUAAAAUGCAAUGAAGAUUUAUAUCCUAAUAUUAAUUUUUUAUUUAAAAUUUUAUGCACCUUGCCAGUUUCUACAGCUUGUCUGGAACGGUCAUUUUCAAGUUUAAAAAGGAUUAAAUCAUAUCUACGCAACACAAUAUCUGAAAAGAGGCAAAUGGUUUAGCAAUGUUAAGUAUUCACCGCGAUAUUGACGUUAAUGUAGACGAAGUGUUGAAUGAAAUGUCUCAAAAACCAAGAUGAAUGAAUAUUAUUUUGUGAUUUUUUUAUGAAAAUAAAUGUAUAAUAUUAUAAAUGUUGUUGUAGUUUUGAGUAACAUCAUGGUGACAAGACCAGCAUGGCCUAUUAUCAUAGAACAAUAUAGAAGCGAAACUCGAUCAGCUGAUGGGUGAAGUGUUUACCUAUGAUCUGAAG